Messenger RNA from Numida meleagris (helmeted guineafowl), 5805 nucleotides. RefSeq names its product multiple C2 and transmembrane domain containing 2 (gene MCTP2). Lineage: Eukaryota; Metazoa; Chordata; Aves; Galliformes; Numididae. The record is from RefSeq and is a predicted model, not a curated record. The transcript has 24 exons. Bases 251 to 2938 code for a protein of 895 amino acids. Gene Ontology annotation, cellular component: synaptic vesicle membrane. Gene Ontology annotation, molecular function: calcium ion binding. Gene Ontology annotation, biological process: regulation of neurotransmitter secretion.
GGGGUGGGAGCAGCGCGGCGAGGCGGCGCGGUUCGCGGGGAGGAGGAAGCGGUGCUGACAGCGACACGUGCCCUCUGCGGGGCGAGCAGCGCGGGAGCCGAGCAGUCCGGCUGGAGAUGGCCGUACCCGGCUGGCAGAAUAAGGAUGGUUGUUCAGCUGUCAACCACGAAAGACCCUGUCCGUGAGGAUAUUCCCGUGCACAGAGGCAUCCAUUUGACCAUUGCGUUACAAUGCAGAUUCAGAAUCGCUGAUGCCGCUUCGUACCAGAGGCAUUGCUGAGGUUCCGUGUGCAGCAAUGGACUUGGAGAAACCAUCUGUCUGGGGAUCCUUGAAGCAGAGAACGAGGCCGUUCCUACAAAACUUAAGUGUGAGGAAGACGAAGAAGAGGUCGAGCAAGAUGGUGGUGAGCAAGGUCCGCACCCUGGACCGACGCCUCAGCGUGUCAGUGCCUGACAUGCUGGAGGUGGAGGCUCUCACAGAGGAAGAAACAACAUAUUCGAGCACUCAGGUGCUGUCCAGUGGCUACCCCAGUGGCGUCCCCAGGCCUGUGGUGUCUCUGAAAAGGAGAAACUCAUCGAUGAGGCCAGAGGGAGAGGACUGGCCAUGGCUGCAGCCUUCAACUGCAUGCACGGAGCCGGCCAUUGCUCACUUGGGCGUGCGUGUGGCGGACGGCCCUGUGUCCGAGGGGAAGCGACCGUCCAGCAGUGACCUCCUGGAGCUGCUGCAGAGAGCCCGCCUGAGCGCUGACCUGACGAGCGAGAUGAUGGAGGAAUGUGGAGGAAUGGAUUUAGAGUCUUCAGUAUCUUCUCAAAUGUUUGAUGAUCAGAUGGGUGCAGAGGAAGGAAACGAUUGUUUGAGCCACCUGCCCAGCCCCUUUGCUUACCUGCUGACCAUCCACCUGAAAGAAGGCCGGAACCUGGUUAUCAGAGAUCGCUGCGGUACAAGUGACCCGUAUGUGAAGUUCAAACUGAAUGGGAAAACUCUAUACAAAAGUAAGGUAAUCUACAAGAACCUAAACCCAGUUUGGGAUGAGACUGUCGUGCUGCCCGUACAGACUCUCGAUCAAAAACUCUGGGUCAAGGUGUAUGAUCGAGACUUAACCUCUUCUGACUUCAUGGGUUCGGCAUUUGUAGCACUCACUGAACUUGAACUCAAUAGAACUACUGAACAGGUUUUAAAACUGGAAGAUCCCAACAGUUUAGAAGAUGACAUGGGAGUGAUUGUAUUAAACUUGAGUCUAGCAGUCAAGCAAGGAGACUUCAAGAGAAAUAGGUGGUCAAGUCGGAAGAAGAGAACUUCAUCCAAGGCAAGUUUCAUGCGGAACGUGCGACUCUCUGACUCUUUGCGCAAGAACCAGCUGUGGAAUGGGCAGGUCACCAUCACGCUCCUGGAAGGGAGGAACAUCCCUGUAGGGGGCUUGGCAGAAGUUUUUAUUCUCCUGAAACUGGGAGAUCAAAGAUACAAGAGUAAGACACUGUGUAAGAGUGCAAAUCCUCAGUGGAGGGAACAGUUUGAUUUUCACUACUUCUCUGACAGGAAGGAUAUGUUGGACAUUGAGGUCUGGAGAAAGGAUAACAAAAAGCACGAGGAGCUUUUGGGAACAUGUAAAGUUGACAUUUCUGCCCUGUCAAUGAAACAGACAAAUUGCUUAGAGCUGCCUCUGGAAAAACAUCCGGGGUCCCUGAUAAUGCUGAUUGCUGUCACCCCAUGUACAGGAGUGUCCAUCUCUGAUCUGUGUGUCUGCCCUCUGGGAGACCCCAGUGAAAGAAAACAGAUUGCACAGCGCUAUAGUAUAAAGAAUUCCUUUAGAGACAUGAAGGACGUUGGUUUCUUACAGGUCAAAGUUUUAAAGGCAGUUGACCUCCUGGCAGCAGAUUUUGCAGGUAAAAGUGAUCCUUUCUGUGUACUGGAGCUGGGAAAUGACAGUCUUCAAACACAUACUGUUUACAAGAACCUCAAUCCAGAGUGGAACAAAGUUUUCACAUUCCCUAUUAAAGAUAUUCAUGACGUUCUGGAAGUGACGGUGUUUGAUGAAGAUGGAGAUAAACCCCCUGAUUUUCUUGGAAAAGUUGCUAUCCCUUUGCUGUCUAUCAGAAAUGGCAAACAAAGUUGUUACAUGCUGAAGAAUAAAGACUUGGAACAUGCUUCAAAAGGAGUAAUUUACUUAGAGCUGGAUGUCCUAUUUAAUCCCAUAAAAGCAAGUAUUAGAACAUUCAAGCCCCGAGAAAAGCGCUUCACUGAGGAGAACCGCAAAUUUUCUAAGAAGAUCUUAUCGAGAAAUGUUGAUCGUGUGAAAAAAAUCACCAUGGCAAUAUGGAAUACAAUACAAUUCCUUCGGAGCUGUUUUCUCUGGGAGUCCACGGUAAAGAGCGUGAUAGCAUUUGUGGUAUUCGUGGUCACCGUAUGGAGCGUGGAACUGUACAUGCUGCCUCUGGCUCUACUGGCGCUCUUUGCAUACAACUUCUCACUCGUCAGAACAGGGAAGGUCAACAACACCCAAGAUGCCCAGGAGCUUAUGGGCUUGGAUGAAGAUGACGACGAGGAAGAUAAGGAAUCUGAGAAAAAGGGAUUAAUUGAUAGAAUCCACAUGGUGCAAGAGAUUGUCAUAGCUGUUCAAAGCAUUCUAGAGGAAAUAGCAUCGUUUGGAGAGAGAAUUAAAAACACGUUCAACUGGACGGUGCCUUUCCUCUCCGUUCUGGCCUGCUUGUUCCUUGCGGCAGCAACAGUUAUUUUGUACUUUAUACCACUGAGGUACAUUAUUUUAAUCUGGGGCAUAAAUAAAUUUACUAAGAAGCUUAGAAAUCCCUAUGCCAUCGAUAAUAACGAGCUACUAGAUUUCCUCUCCAGGGUACCAUCUGAUGUUCAAAAGGUGCAGCAUGCUGAAUUGAAACCAUACAGCAGCUCCAGUCCCAUUAGGAAGAAACGGAGUGCGCUAUAGGAUGAAGUGCAAUUUCGGAAUGCAGCAUCUCCCUCCGUACCCCCCACGUGUACAUGCGCUUCCCCCUUCUCUUCAUAGUUCAGAACAACACAAUAAUUUGCCACAGGCUCUUUUUUUAAUUAUGUUUUUUAAAGCUGGUCGUUUUGAUAAACACCUAUUUUGGGUUGUCGUUUUGGGCUGUCUUUUGGCACCAAGAUGGAGCCCCCAGAAGAGCGGAGUGGAACAGAUGAAGUAGUUUGUAGGGUGGGGAGGAGUGUGGGAGGGUAUGGUGCCACUGCAUUCCCUCUUCUUAUUUUUUAUUUUCCUUCAAUUGCAGAGGCAAGGCUGGAUGUGGCAGCGCUCCAUUUUUUUAUGUAGGAGGAAAUAAUUCUGCCUAGCGUAGCAGAUCAGCUGAGCUGAUGUGAGGAGAUGCUCUGAACCAGUUUUUAACAUAUCCAACAGAUUUACAUUAAGAUAUGAAAGCUAUUCUUUUCUGAGUUAAAUCACUGUGCCUAGAAAGGUUUAAGCUCUGAAUUAACGAGUCUUUGAUACCCAUCUUCUGUUCAAGCAGUGUACAUUUUAAAAAGUUUUUUAUCAUAAUUAGCAGAGUGAGGAGCUCCAGCAGUAUCUCAAUAUUUCAUCCAGCACUUGUGGAUUUCUCCUUUUUCCCUUUUCUUUAAAAAAAUAAAAAAUGCCCACCCCAUGGUUAACUAUUUGGAUGCUGGAUUCAUUGGAGAUCCAUUGCUGGCAAUGGAUGCAUGAGAACCUUCUGCCGCAAAAGGAUUAAGAGACUGCAGAAAAGCCUAACUCACUGACCUGAAAAGACUCUGUUGACUUGCCUUUUAUAACUCCAUCUCAUCAGAUAUUUUCAGCACGACUCUUGUUUUUCAGUCUAAAUCCAGAGGGGUCAACACUACAGAUCCAGGAGAAAAACACUUUAUUGCCUUAAAGAAACAAGUGCUCGUGCAGAAGGAGUACAUGGUGCCCAAAGAUGUGGCUGUGCAAUAGUGGGCAGGUGUUGGUCUGCCACUGAUUCUCACUGGGAUUCACAAAGAAGGGAUCAGAAAAUGAAGUUAUGUGGGAGAUGAGCAAUGAAGAAACAGGAGAAAGGACACCGUUUUCUGAGGAGAAUGUGGUUUCUUGCUUUCUUACUGAUCUUUUAGCUAUUGUUCUUCUGCUUUAUAAAAUUCACAUAACCAGCAUCAUCCAUGUUGUUUGCCUUGGGAAACUGAGGUGGAGAAUCAUGUGUAAACCUGCUCAGUUUUUGUGAGAGUGUAGUCCUCAGUCUUUUAGUUGCUGUAGGACUUUAUGGGAGUGACUUGUGACUUGCCACCGUGAGUCAUUGUUAGCAUGAGAGCUGGAGCUUGGUUCGUGCUGUUUCCAGGCAGGUGUUCCCACCAGCAUCGCCUCAAGUGGUUCACCUUACAAACAAAGAGAAUUCUGGUGCACAAGUUGCUUUUUAAAAAAUAAGACUUCGGAAGUAGUCUAAUUAAAGGUAAAACAAGUGAAGCCUUGUUUAUGGAUUGGCAAUCCAAAUGGUGUCACACCAUUCAGUGAUGCAAACUUGGGGGCCUGAUGCGUGAGUCUGGGGAGGAAAAACUAACACCAGAGUAUUUUCCACUGGAUUGUUACCUGGAUUCAGUGAUUUUUUGAUGUUUGUUUUUCCGAAGUAACAAUCCCCUCUGUGCCACUGAAUUAGAAGGGGCACGUGUUCAUGGACUUGAUUUAGAAUAGUUCAUUUGGAAAGGACCUACAAAGACCAUCAAGUCCAACUGCCCAACCACUUCAGGGCUAACCAAAAGUUAAAGAAUACCAUUGAGGACAUUAUCCAAAUUCCUCUAGAGCACUGACACGCAUGGGGGCAUCAACCACUUCGCUGGGAAGUCUUUUCCAGUGUUUGACCGCUCUCGUGGUCAAGAAACUUUUCCUGAUGUCCAGUCUCAGCCUCCUCUGUGCUGCUGGGUGUGGGCUACCAGGGAGAAGAGAUCAGUGCCUCCGUUUGAUAAAGAAUGUGUUUUGCUCAUGUAAAGCUCUGUGUAGCUGCAUAUGAAGAGAGAGAAGAAAGAUUAUCUCAGUUUAAAAUACUAUAAAAAUGCCUCUUUGUGUGCACGUGUGCUUGUGUACCCAUGCAUGUACACAGUUGUGUAUAAAGAAGAGUACAUGUAUAAUGUAUUUAUAGGUGCGUAUGUGUGGGAAAAUGAUUGAACAUACAGAUUUAAAAACCUUGAAAAUGUUUAUGAAAAAUGCCAAAGAUUCUAAGGCUUAUCUUGUGUCUGUUCUUCUUCAUUUUGUAUCGUUCCCGGCGUGUCUCUCUGGCUGAGCCAGAUCUCUGCAUGAUUUGAUUUACUUCAAGUUAAUGAAGUCGGUUGGAAAGAGUCUUGUAGAAAUUAUAAAAUCUCCAGUAAAUCUCCUUCUUGUACAUACAGUGGAUGUCCACGGAUCUCUUUUGUUAAACCAGUUUCUCAGUCUUCUGUGUAAACAAUGCCUAAUUGUCUCGCUUGGGACUAUCAUCCAGUUUAUCAUGCUGUACUCUUGUCGCUUUGUAGGGGCCAAAGUCCCACAUAUUUAAGCAGGCAUGUGAAAUCAGAUCAUUGAUCUGAGUGAAAAUAUUCAACUGCAGCAAACGUUUAUUUAUUCAGAAGUUGGGACUGAUAUUGUAAUAGUAUUUUUUUUUUCUGUAGAUUUUUCCACGUUUGAUUUCUGUUCAGGAGACGGGAUGACGUCUUUUAUAUAUAUGUGUGUGUGUGAUUUGGAAUAAUUUAUAUUAGGUUGUUGUGCUGGAGACAUACCAAAUGAAAGGGUUUGGAUGGUCCAGUAUGUGUAAAUGUUGUAAUGAGCUCCUUGUUUUGGUAAAUGCUGUUUGAAAUGUAAUAAACGUUUGAGGUUAU